UGUUGGAUCAGGGAGACAUCUAAGAGUUGCAGGACACCGGCCCUCGAGGACCAGGAUUGCCCACCCUUGGACUAGACUCUCUACCAAAUUAGAUCGUUCCAGAAUGGCCUUUGUGUGUCUCUCUGAGCCUGUGUUUUCUGUGAUGCAGAGAUUCCUUAAACUAGGCGAAACAGCCCUUUAUUGAAACUACAAACCAUACGCUAACUUCAAAGUCGCCGAGUCCAGUGUUUCGGUUUGGUCCGCCUCUCUGUCCUCCCGACAACAUUCGGCAGUUUUCGUCCAAGUGGAGGAGGAAAAAAGAAAAGCAAACAGUGGGUUGACCGCUCGCUCUGACGCGCCACGAUAAAGUAGCCGCGGUUUAAACACCCACGGAGGCUGUGCGAGGAAAGUGAAGCUGUGGGGCGUCUCGGCAGAGAACAGGUGGUUUUAUCCGCGGUGAGUUCACAGAGCAAGCCCUGACACACACAGCGCCGAGAGGGAACGGUCUCCUCCCAGCUUCCCCACGGACGCGGCUCGGCUCCAGUCAGUCACCGGGAACCUGUUCGACCUGACUCCACGCUGCACCGGGCAGGUGCUGGUGCUUCACAGAAACAGGAAAUGGAAAAGAAGGGUCCUGCCAUUGGUUGAGUCAACCUCACAGGGGUUUACAACCCAUCACCUCAACGAUGUGGCCACAUCAUGUACUGGCAUGACAUCAGAAGAAGUCUGAACUGCCACAGAGUUUCUGUACUUACAGAACCUGCUGCAGGAGCUCAUGAGUAGCUGAUAUCCCAGCUAGUGUUGUGCUGACCAAGAUGUCUUCUAAAGCUCCAAGUACCAAUAACCUGAACCAGGCCCGGCAGACCGUACAGCAGCUGAGACUAGAGGCGAGAAUUGAAAGGAUAAAGAUCUCCAAAGCCUCCGCGGACAUUGUGAAGUUCUGCAGCGAGCAUCAGAAAAACGACCCCCUCAUCGCGGGCAUCCCUGCUUCAGAAAACCCCUUCAAGGAGAAGAAGCCCUGCACUUUAUUGUAGUGGACGCCCUCUAGCCUUUUCUUUCCUUCUGCUUAUCGAUGUUGCUGUAUUGUUCAUGUUGGGAUGGGUGAGAGAGGAUCUGUGAUCAUAUCAUUAGGUGUUUUAACAGUUGGUGCAGAAUGCUGUGCGGCGGCUCCCGUUUGGGGGAUUUUGACCAAAACUACUGACCUGCCACUGUUCAGGGUGAACUUCAACCGCUUCAGAAAUCUUUGUCUGCGUGGGUUUCAUAAAGUCUAAAUCUUAUUUUCGAAUUCUUCUACCAGUUAAAGCAGCAUUCAGUGAUGGGUUUUCUCUGUCAGUGUUUAUCCAGUUGUGUCUCCAGUGGGCAGUGACUGUUAUUUGCCUUAAAUGGACGCCAACAACCAAAGUCUCCCAGCUGGCCUUUUCUAUAAAAGCUUCCCAUGAUUGAGAGCCACUGCAGCAGUUUUCCACAGCUUGUGCCACUAAAUAUUUGGGAUCAAAAUGUCCAAAUGUUGCCAUGAUGUAUUUUAUUGAGAGAGAGAAGCAGGUAGUAUUAAAUCAAAGAACAUGAAAUCAGUCGUAUCAAACAGCCGGUCACAUCUCCAGCUGACCAAUGACAAUCCACAUUCCAUUGAAUAUGCUGUUAGGAUUUUUGUUAGUUUGAUAAAUUUCACAUCGUCUUUAAAUCAUUUAAUAAAAUAAUUGAGGCAGACAUAUUCUCCAUGUGGAAUACAUAUUAAAUCCAUUCAUCUUGCCAAGUUUUGUGGGAAAGUCUCCUGCUUAUGAAAACACUGAAUUAAUCAAUAAUCUCAAAUUAACAUUUUUUAUUUAAAACUCUGGAUGAAUGGGGAUUUUUUACUGUUAGAUUCUGUCUCCGAUGUAAACUAACCCUGUGUGUUGAAAACCAGCCAAACCUGAACUACUGUAUUCAUAACCUCCUCCAUGAGUAGAGAUGCCAGUUUCCAAUUAAAAUGUUUGAUUUGCAGCUCCCAAAUUUAACAGAUUCCAACCCCUUUUAAAAACUAUAAUUGAAGGAUAUAUAUAUAUAUAU
Molecule: messenger RNA, 2025 nt
Organism: Gambusia affinis (western mosquitofish)
Lineage: Eukaryota; Metazoa; Chordata; Actinopteri; Cyprinodontiformes; Poeciliidae
Gene: gng12a
Product: guanine nucleotide binding protein (G protein), gamma 12a
Exons: 5
Coding region: 795-1013 (72 amino acids)
Biological process (GO): G protein-coupled receptor signaling pathway
Cellular component (GO): heterotrimeric G-protein complex
Molecular function (GO): G-protein beta-subunit binding
Source: RefSeq, a predicted model, not a curated record